UGUUGACAUGCGAGCACUGGUGAGCGGUACACUACGCGGCUACAUUGGGAAACCUGAGAAAUUUCCAUCUCAGUGGGGGAGACCAUUGAAAAGAAGCAGGUUCCCAGCUGGCAGGACACCAACCACAUGCAGCUCCGUCCACCCUGAGAGGCCAGCUGGAAACCAGAAGCUUUUGAAACUGAGCUCUCUCAGUGACCACCAGCUGCUCAUCAUCUAAGAGGUGUGUGCUGCCUGUAGACAUCAUGGUCCACGUGCUGCUGGUCGCUGUGCUCCUCAUCCGGUCCGCCCAUGGAGGGCCUGCUCUACCUCCUGGACCUCCUGGACCUCCUCUACCUCCUCUACCUCCUCUACCUCCUCGACCUCCUUUGCCUAUGAAAGAUGGCUGCUACCUGGUGCACCCAGAGGACAACGUGCUGCGCGUGGAGGGCGAGGCCGUCAUCCUCUCCUUCCCGAUGUUCGAGAGUCGGCUCGAGUUGCGCAACAUCGCCCCCUCGACUGCAAAGUGGCUCAUCGCGAAGGACGACGAGCUGGCGGAGGGCGGGGCUUAUCGGGGAGAGGGGCGUGUCCAGCAGCGUGACAACCAGCUGUGGUUGCUCCCGGCUCAGGUUGCGGACUCGGGGAAUUACACCUGCACGUACAGAAAGGAGAGCUACUGCGUGAGCGGGAGGAUCUGGCUCCGGGUGUUCGAGCCCUCCGUGGCCGUGGAGAAGCUCUCCUACCCGGUCAGCGUCAUCGUGGGAGAGAACCUGGAGCUGCCGUGUCCGCUGGUCCGGGACUUCAACCACACGGAGCGGCUGACGGAGUGGCGCAAGGACCCCGGCCCCGCCCCCCCUCAGGCGAGCUCCUUCCUGCAGGUCGGAGGUCGCCUCCUCAUCCCCGCCGUGCGGCGGGUGCACGCGGGCGCAUACACGUGUCGGCUGCGCACGCUCAUUGAUGAGCGGCAGUACGAAGUCAGCAGGACCGUCAUGUUGGAGGUGGAAGGUGACGACCCCGUCACCACCACCACUGGGCCUGACCUCUCUGUGACCUCUGACCCCGAGCUGAUCAGCAGCAGCUUUAGCACAGUCCAUACUCUGGUUAUUCUACCACCUGUGAUCCUCUCUCCACGGAAUGGAGACAUCUUUGAAAGUGUGCACGGUUCAGGUCUGGAGCUGUCCUGCACCGUGCUGGCUGAAUGUCACAUGGCGGAUGACACUGUGGUCACAUGGUUGGCCAACAACCAAUCAGUGGAGUCCUCCUACCUUGAUGGGCGGGCUCUGCAGGGGGGAAGGAGGGUAACCGUCGUGUCUGGCGGCUGCCACAUUGAGUCGAGGCUCGCCGUCGUCACGGUGACAGAAGAAGACGAGCAGACGGAGCUGCGGUGCGUCGCUCAGAACCGAGGAGGCCGACAGGAAGUGGUGGUGCGGCUCCAGCUGGAGGACGCCACGUCCACGUGGCUGCUGGUCGCCGCCGUGGCCGCUUCCUGCUUCCUGUCCGUGGUGUCCGUCUUCCUCUUCCUGCUCUUCAAGGCCAAAGGGAAGAAGAGACCGGAUUACUUCCUGGCUCGUCGGAGCAGCAGCUUCUGUUAAAGACCUUUAUACCAGUGUGUGUGUGUUCAUGGUUCUAAAGUAUUGUUAUCUGUUUGUUGUUUACCAUAUUUAUCUUUAUUGUUUUUAUUUUGUAUUUUUUAUGUUUUAUUUGUAUUUUUAUGUCUAUGUUUAUUGUAUGUGCAACGUACAAAUAAAUAAUUGUGAUUCUGAUUCAUGCAUAGGUAUGUUGA
This is a messenger RNA of Cyclopterus lumpus (lumpfish), 1759 nucleotides long. Its product is annotated as interleukin-1 receptor type 2. The coding region runs from base 243 to 1568 and encodes 441 amino acids. Lineage: Eukaryota; Metazoa; Chordata; Actinopteri; Perciformes; Cyclopteridae. Gene Ontology annotation, molecular function: interleukin-1 receptor activity. The record is from RefSeq and is a predicted model, not a curated record. The transcript is spliced from 10 exons.